CCUGACAGCAGCAGGAUGUUUGGCUCUGUGCUGCUCUGCUGUUGGUCCUUCAGUCUGCUGCCGCUCACCUCCUCUCUGGUUCACGGAAACUUACAGGUGGAUGAAGGUGGCCGCCGCGCUGAAACCUCCUACCUGUCUGAAAUCGAAAGAAGCCACGCCCCCGACCCUGUGCACGAGCCCGCCCUCCUACCUGUGGACUCUGUGGAAGAUCAUUUUCUGAUGGACACGGGGUCCUACGAUGAGGACACGUCAGCAGCCCUGCAGCUCCAGGGUCGGGCCAUGCGUUCCCCUCGUCGCUGCAUCCCUCACCAGCAGUCCUGUCUGGGCUACCCGCUUCCCUGUUGUGAUCCCUGUGACACCUGCUACUGCCGCUUCUUCAACGCCAUCUGCUACUGCCGCCGGGUGGGCCACGCCUGCCCACCCAGACGCACCUGAUAAUGAGCUGCUGCGAUGAGAAGACAGAAACACGCGUGAUCUUUUUGUUACGUGUUGGAUUAAAUGUGCUUUGUGUAAUAAAUAACUGAUGAGGAAAGAGGCUGUAAUGAUGGCAUUUUAACCUGAAAUUGUGUUCACAUGUGAGUCAAUGACAAAGAAAUCUAUGCGGAGAUUUAAUCCUGUGAAGUCUGAGUCAUCAUGAGAGAACCCCAACCGUAACCCUCUGCUGUCAGAAGGACUCGGACCUCCAGCCUUUAAUCAUGUCGGCAGGUGUCAUUAUAACAGAGCCAGGCUGCUUGUUAUUCACUGAUUUCUGUAUAGCGAGGCUAACUCAUCCUCAUUCAGGUCCUGCUGCACGUCAGGCUGAAACUCUGCACACAAAACUCUCCUCGAGUUCUC
Messenger RNA from Archocentrus centrarchus (flier cichlid), 834 nucleotides. It is a transcript of the gene agrp, whose product is annotated as agouti related neuropeptide. Gene Ontology annotation, cellular component: extracellular region. The transcript has 3 exons. The record is from RefSeq and is a predicted model, not a curated record. Bases 16 to 435 code for a protein of 139 amino acids. Gene Ontology annotation, molecular function: type 1 melanocortin receptor binding; neuropeptide hormone activity. Lineage: Eukaryota; Metazoa; Chordata; Actinopteri; Cichliformes; Cichlidae. Gene Ontology annotation, biological process: hormone-mediated signaling pathway; neuropeptide signaling pathway; adult feeding behavior.